AAAUAAAAUCAAGUAACCCAAAAACAAAAGAUGAGCGCUUCUUCUCAUGAUUUCGAUUACGUCGAGGAGAUCGAGUAUUGGUCUGGUAAUCCGACCAUCAGCCUCAUCGAGGGUACCUUUCGCUGUUUGCAUUGGGUCGAUACUGACUUGGACGAAGCUCAAAGUGGCUCUGCUAGGGGCGCCAGGGGUCCUCCUGGGUCUAGUGGGACGAGACGUGGAAAGAUAGAUGAACCGCCAGAGGAGAGUGGUGAUGACGGAAAUAAUGGAGACUAUACAUCAACCUCACGCAUCUCAGUGGAGCGACUGGGUGCUGUGCAACCACCGCCGGGUCUGCGCUUAAGGCAAUCAAAAGAGCAUCCUCAGCGUCAUCCUUCUUGGUCCGUUUUUUUACCUGAAAAUGGGACCAAGAAUGCACUCAGGGAGGCUAACGCGGUAGCUCUAAUGCGGGGGACUGCUGACGAACAGAGCAUCGUUUUACUGUGCGGUAAUGUUCCAUUCUCUUUAAGGCCUUUCGAGGUCUGCGAGUGGAUGAAUAUGCGAACCAAUGUGUUUCGCCACACCAGAGUUCUCCACGGCAAGGAACCGGGAUAUUAUUUGUUUCUCAUUUAAGGCUUGUGAUUUGAAAAGGAAACAAUCCUAGGGGAAAGAAGCGAAGCCAAAAGUGACUCAACCAAAGUAGACUUAUAAUCGUCAGGCCGUUGAUAAUGGUAAUAAAAAGGGACAGCAGCUGCUGUAACAGUAGACUCAGUGAGUAUCAGUAAAUCUAGCGCUAACUCGUGGCCUUACGACCGGAAAUUACACCGAGACAGGCAAAUGUUUUGCUGCGAGAGUAUAGGAAAAAACCGUUUGGCAACGUUUUGGAAAAAAAGCCUGGAUCUGAGAGGAACAUGCCAGCUCUGCACUACGUCAAGGAGGCAACGAUAUUGGUGUCGCACAACACCCAGCAACCACCUGCAAGUGCGAACUGCUUUGGAACACCGAGAUUGAUAAGUAUGGCGAGGACGGGCAUUUUUACUGUUGUUUGGACUUUGUCGAGUCGCUCGUCCAUUUUUAGAGGUCUUUAACAACUACAACUACAGAAGUUUCCACCCUUUGUUUACUUGGAACAACCAUUUCUUCUAGUAUGUCCAUCCAUCAUGCCUUAUUCCUUGCACCCCUCCCUUCUCUCCACCCAUCCUUUCUCUCCUCCAGCAUCUUGCUUCUAAUUAUAAAGCCCCUUUCGUCGAGCUUUUCCCGAGCUGUAUCGUCGACCAAAGACAAGUGGAACAGCUGCUAUUGCCCGAUCCCGAACCGCAACAAGAAUGCAUGGUCUGUCUAGAAAGCAGUGACGCAAUCACAGAUCUGGGUGGAGGAGUACGGAUUAUUAUGGACGAAUGAUAGGAGUUUUAUUGCCUAAGACGUUUUCUUUUUCAUGUUGUUGCUACCUCUGUUGUUUUGCUAAACCUGUUUUUCUCUACAAAAGAUGGCUCCUCCCGGCUGCAGCAGCGUUGGUGGAUUAGUAGAGUAGUGAUCUCAAAAAUCCUUACAUUGAUUUAUCACACUCAUUUUCAUGGUAGUGAUUUUUUGAUGUUGUACUUACUAAGUAGACGAGUACAAGAUAAACAAGAAGACAGAGUACAAGAUAAACAAGGCGAAUACAAGAUAAACUUAAACUUGUUGGGCUCUAUCUAAGGUUCUUUAGCCGAAGAAAUAAUAUAUAAAUGUAAGUAUCUAUGUAUGAGUCUCUUCAUAAAUAACCGCUUCUAAUCCUUCCCUGCUCUGCGGCCAUUCGUUUCACAGUCUCUGCCUCUUACGGUGGUUGGACCAGUCAUGUCCGAUCUGCAGGUUCCACCAGUACCCUGGUAGUGGAAUGCUGGGACGUGGGGAAGAUCAGGCCUCAUUACAAUGUGAAGCCUGUGCUGCUGGUGACGACUUAUCGAGCCUGUUUGCGAGUGGAGCGAUCAGUACCGUGGCAGCGGCGCAGGGGCAGGCAAGGUUAUGGACAACUUGAGGGAUAUCCGCCAAACAAGUACAUAAUCAUGGUAGACUAGUUGAAGGACCCUCCUAAAAUGGAAGGUUCAAGGUUGGAGGAUAUCAAGACGUCAUGACUCUUGAGUGAUUGACUUAGCACUCAGAAGGUGCCAUGUUAGUACUCAGAAGAGGCGGUCUCCGUUGCUCUGUGUAAGAUUUGCUUCAAACUUGGCCAGGGAGGGUUAGACCUGAAGUGCAUGACCAUGACCAUGGCGACGCCCAUAGCACUUCUCUCUAACUUCUCUAACUUCUCUCUCUAACUUCCUUCUCUAACUUCUCUCUAAUUUCUCUCUAACUUCUCUCUAACUUCUCUCUAACUUCUCUCUAACUUCUCUCUAACUUCUCUCUAACUUCUCUCUAACUUCUCUCUAACUUCUCUAGCUUCUUUAACUUCUCUAACUUCUCUAACUUCUUUAACUUCUUUAACUUCUUUAACUUCUCUAACUUCUCUAACUUCUUUAGAUUCCACAGCAGCCCUGUUCCAAGCUUCCAGCUCCAGAGUGUACUCGGAUAUGGACGCAAGCGCCGCUUCAUCUUGGUCUUGCAGUGGCAUUAGCACACCCAGGGAAAGCAUAGAGUUGGAGAUGACUGGCAUGCCAGAAACUGACUUCCAACCUGUCACCUCGAGGAGAAGCAGAGGAGGAGUCGGAGGAGGUAGAAGGGGAGGAGACUUGACAAUAGAAACCAGUGUUAGUCCUCCUCAUCAUAGUGCUCAGACACAACAGGCAGCGACCUCUUGUACUUCAGCAGGAUCUAGUACCUCAGCUGGAGGUGUUCGAGUUGUACCCAAGCUCUCUCCAGGGACAACUGGAGACUUAGCUCUACUAGGUACAACAACUGGAGGCUUAGCGAGCAGUCCUCCAGAACAGUUGAGUAUACGAAGCCGGCGCGGUGCUGGUGGAGAUCAUACAUGUAGAGAAGCGAAUGACAAUGCUGGAGGUGGAGGCAGUGGUCUCCUCGGAGUGAACUUUUAAGGGUAGGUUAAAGGUGUUCCCCCUGUUAGAGCGUUCGUUUUGCCUCUUCUAAGGGAGGGGAAAGGCAUAACGAACGGGGUAAGUUAACAAACACCAAAAACCUACCUCUAAAACUUAGCGUCAACAGCAUCGGGGGGGACGUGUAGUUAUGAGCUAGAAGCGUUCAAGGUGAAGAUAUCAGUUGCUUUUUUAUUUUUUUGUCCACGACCCCUUUUCUCAUUUUGCAAAAUAAAAUCGCUCAGAAGCUGAACAACAUAAGACUGUUAACAAAACGACCCAGCAUCCUCAUCCCCCUGUUAGAAUUCUAAUCUCCCAUCGGCGCAGCUGCACCUUUCUUUCCACCAGUGCUUGCUCCUUACUCACCCCGCCUCUUCGCACAGAUGGCCACGAUCGAUGUCCAAGACGUCGAUAAUGAGCGCUCUUCUCCUCUCUUGGUUAACACUCGCAACGUAAUGAUCUGUCUAGUGUGCGGCUUCUGCGCUUGUGAGGUACACGCCCAAUGGCACUACGAAGCGAACCGAGGGCAUGCCUACGCUUUAGAUACCCAGUCGCAGAGAGUGUACGAUUACUCGAGUCGCGGAUAUGUGCACCCGUUCUUGGAGCAUUACUUGUUUGACGACGAAGAGGAUAAUCAACAUGGUUCUGCGCAAGAUGACAUACCGCAACGUCAAACUACAGCAGCCACAGCUGGUGAUGGAGUUGACCAGACUAAAGAAACGACAACAGCUGCAACUACCACUGCAGGAGCACCACUACCUUCGCAACUGCCAGAGCUACUAGAACAGCAACAUAGCCGCGUUUCGAAAGCUGUAAGCCCACUAGCGUCGAAAGCGUCGCCGUUGGUGGCUAACCGGUUGGUGAGACAGAAGUUGGGCGAUAGUGCACAUGGUGACGUACUGCUGGAAUCCAACCGUGGAGGAUUUCAGGAUCCGAGCGUGGUGGUUAGCAUUAUGAUGAAGAGUUGAGCAACUUGAAUUAUAUGAUAAGAUAAAAAUCCUGUAAAUCAUAGAAAGUGGAAAAGUAGUACCAUAGUUAAGGCAACGCAGGGUGCAUCCUCAACAUCAUCCUUGGCUUCCAUUUCAACUAGGAAAAGGAGCAAAGGAUGCUAUCAGGAGGAUUUCAGGAUCCGAGCGUGGUGGUUAAGCUCUAUCUUCUAGUUCACUCGUAUUAUUGAAGAUCAUGUUCAUGGUCUGCCAUAACACGUUCUAUCUCACUUACAACUCUAAUUUGAGAGGCAAAGAGGGCAAAGGACCUUCCGAUCCGCAGGAGAAGGACAGCUCUGCUCAGCGCCAACAGGUUAUCGUCAACCCUAUCGCAGAAUUCAACCAGCUUCUCGCGACGCAAUUGGAGCAGCAGCGACUUUACUUUGGUGACCUCUUGGCUAGGAAAGAGCAGGAAAUGAGCGAAUUUCGAGCUGACUGCAGGCGCAGAUUGGAAUCCCAGAAGAAAGAACUGGAAGUCGCAGAGGAGAAUGCGAAGAAGAAGGCAGAAACUUAAGGCUUGAUGCAAUUCACUUCCAAGGGUCACUUUCUUCUUCACUUUCUUCUGUUACUGUUUCCUUCUUGGGAUUCCGAAGAAAUGAAUGGAAAGAAUGCCUUGCGUUUAGCUCUAAGAUGAGCUGGCAGAGGUUCGCGGUGCUUUGGAAGCAAAGAGGACAGCUUUGGAAGAGACAAAGAGAAAAAAAGCAACCGCUGAAGCAGCCCUGAAACAAGGUGGAGGUGGCUCCUCAUCCUCAGCAGCGAGUUCACCAGCUUCGCCAGGAGAUGAGAAUAGUUUAGUAGCCUCCAUACUAAAUCAACAAGCUUCCUCUUCUUCCUCUGCCAGUCCGAAUCACCCUGCUAAGAAGAAAACAGCUAAAGAGAAGAAGAAUGAAGAGAAGGCGUUGGUAAAACAACUGAGGCAAGAGAUCGAAGAAUUGAAAAUGAAUCUGCGGAUGAAGAACAAGUUCAAAAAACAAAAAGAUCUCGAUAAGUCCAAUCUUCUUUUUACAACCUCUGCACCCUAAGCUCCUGCUUGUUGAUGAACUACUGUCUCGCUAGCGG
Molecule: messenger RNA, 5026 nt
Organism: Amoebophrya sp. A25
Lineage: Eukaryota; Dinophyceae; Syndiniales; Amoebophryaceae
Source: the annotation of a GenBank genome assembly